Molecule: messenger RNA, 2256 nt
Organism: Bipolaris victoriae FI3
Lineage: Eukaryota; Fungi; Ascomycota; Dothideomycetes; Pleosporales; Pleosporaceae
Exons: 5
Coding region: 1-2256 (751 amino acids)
Biological process (GO): protein folding
Cellular component (GO): cytosol; nucleus
Molecular function (GO): ATP-dependent protein folding chaperone; ATP binding
Source: RefSeq, a predicted model, not a curated record
AUGUCUGUAGUAGGAGUCGACUUGGGUACGCUCAACAGCGUCAUCGCUGUUGCGCGGAAUCGUGGUGUCGAUGUUAUUGCAAAUGAGGUUUCCAACCGCGCAACACCAUCACUAGUAGGCUUCGGCCCCAAGAGCAGAUACAUUGGUGAGAUGGCCAAGAACCAAGAAAUUUCCAACCUCAAGAACACCGUCUCGUCGUUUGUGCGCCUCGCCGGCCGCAGUCUCCAAGAUCCAGAUGUCCAGGUUGAGCAGGACUUUGUCUCUGCCCAGCUCGUCGACAUCGACGGCCAGGUGGGCGCAGAGGUCAACUACCUGGGCAAGAAGGAGCGAUUUACCGCCACCCAAAUCACCGCCAUGCACCUCACAAAAAUGCGGGCCACAGCCUCUGCCGAGCUCAAGCUGCCCGUAAACGACAUUGUCCUCAGCUGCCCCGUGUGGUACACCGACGCCCAGCGCCGCGCCAUUCUCGACGCCGCAGAGAUUGCCGGCCUCAAGUGCCUAAGACUCAUCAACGACAACACCGCAGUCGCCCUCGGCUGGGGUAUUCCAAAGCUCGACCUGCCUGGCCCAGAGGAGAAGCCACGGAGAGUCGUCUUUGUCAACAUUGGCCACAGCAACUACACAGCCACUGUUGUCGAGUUCCGAAAGGGCGAACUCGCCGUCAAGUCGAGCGCUUGGGACAGGCACUUUGGUGGCCGCUACAUCGACAAGGCCCUUGUCGAGCACUUCGCCAAGGAAUUCAAGGAGAAGUACAAGAUCGAUGUCAUGGAGAACGGAAAGGCGCGUUUCCGUCUCGCUGCUGGUGUUGAGAAGCUCAAGAAGGUUCUCUCUGCCAACAACAUGGCGCCCAUCAACGUCGAGUCCAUCAUGAACGACGUUGACGUGCGUGGUAUGCUCAAGCGUGAGGAGCUCGAGGAGCUGAUUAAGCCUCUCCUUGAGCGCGCCACUGCGCCCAUUGAGCAGGCUCUCGCCGAGGCCAAGCUUACCGUCGAAGACAUUGACUCGAUUGAGAUGGUCGGCGGAUGCACACGUGUCCCUGCGCUCAAGACGAAGAUCCAAGACUUCUUUGGCAAGCCCCUGUCCUUCACCCUGAACCAAGAUGAGGCUGUUGCCCGCGGAUGCGCCUUCUGCUGCGCUAUCCUCUCGCCAGUCUUCCGUGUCCGUGAUUUCUCCGUCCACGACAUGGUCAACUACCCCAUUGAAUUCACAUGGGAAAAGUCAGAGGACAUUCCCGACGAGGACACCAGCCUCACCGUCUUCAACAAGGGCAACGUCAUGCCAUCCACCAAGAUCCUGACCUUCUACCGAAAACACCCCUUCGACCUGGAGGCCAGGUACGCCAAGCCUGAACAGCUUCCCGGAAAGAUGAACCCCUGGAUCGGCCGUUUCUCCGUCAAGGGCGUCAAGGAGGACCCCAAGGGCGAUUUCAUGAUUUGCAAACUCAAGGCACGCCUCAACGUGCACGGUGUGCUCAACGUCGAGUCUGGAUACUACGUCGAGGAGACCGAGGUCGAGGAGCCAAUUCCCGAGUCUCCAUCAGAGAAGAAAGAGGGUGAUGUACGUUUUUCUGAAUUUCCUAAUGAUUCGAGUACCAGCGAGCAAAGUUCAGCAGAACGUGCUGCGAAACGAUACAAGCUUAGCGAUGAUUCUGCAAUGGACGUGGACAAGGAUGCUCCUCCGGAGCCACCGAAGAUGCGCAAGGUCAAGAAGCAGCUCCGCAAGGGAGAUCUGCCUCUGUCUGCAGGCACUGCUUCGCUUGACGAUGCCUCCAAGCAGAUUGCGGCUGAGCGCGAGAACGCCAUGAUUAUGGAGGACAAGCUCGUUGCCGACACCGAAAACGAGAAGAACAACCUUGAGAGCUUCAUCUACGAGCUCAAGGACAAGAUUCUCGACGUCUACGCUGAGUUUGCCAGCGAUGACGAGAAGGCCAGGCUCAACCAGAAGCUCGAGACCAUCGAGGAAUGGUUAUACGACGAGGGCGACGAUGCGUCAAAGGCACAAUACGUCUCCAAGAAGGAGGACAUCCGCUCCAUUGCCGGUCCUAUCAUCCAGCGCUACAACGACAAGAUUGAGGGUGAGAGGCAAGCCGCCAUGGAGAAGCAACAAAAGGAGCACGCUGCCAAGCAGGCUGAGCUGGAGCGCGCAAAGCGGGAAGCCGAGUCUAAGAAGCAGGCUGACGCGCCACCUGCUGAGGACUCAAAGGAUACCGAGAUGGCUGAUGCCGAGGGCCAAAAGGCCGACGGCGCUGAGUCCUAG